This is a messenger RNA of Sceloporus undulatus (fence lizard), 4906 nucleotides long. It is a transcript of the gene CTNND2, whose product is annotated as catenin delta 2. Gene Ontology annotation, molecular function: cadherin binding. NCBI's taxonomy places the organism in Eukaryota, Metazoa, Chordata, Lepidosauria, Squamata, Phrynosomatidae. The transcript has 22 exons. Gene Ontology annotation, cellular component: postsynaptic density; nucleus; cytoplasm. The record is from RefSeq and is a predicted model, not a curated record. The coding region runs from base 1 to 3870 and encodes 1289 amino acids. Gene Ontology annotation, biological process: cell-cell adhesion; cell-cell junction assembly; dendritic spine morphogenesis.
AUGCCUGUGCCAGACCAACCAUCGUCCUCUGACAAGACAAGUUCCCUUAGCCCUGUCCUGAAUACAUCCAAUGGAGAUGGAUCUGAAACAGAGACCACAUCUGCAAUUCUGGCUUCAGUUAAAGAACAAGAGUUACAGUUUGAAAGACUUACAAGAGAACUUGAGGCCGAACGCCAGAUUGUGGCCAGCCAGCUGGAGAGAUGUAAACUUGGAUCUGACACUGGAAGCAUGAACAGCAUUAGUUCAACUGAAGAACAGUUUCAUUGGCAAACACAAGAUGGUCAGAAGGAUAUAGAAGAUGAACUCACAACUGGUCUUGAACUUGUGGACUCUUGUAUUAGAUCACUACAAGAGUCAGGAAUACUUGAUCCACAGGACUAUUCAACUAGUGAAAGGCCCAGCCUUCUAUCCCAGAGUGCACUUCAGCUCAAUUCCAAACCUGAAGGGUCUUUCCAGUAUCCAUCUAGCUACCAUAGCAACCAGACCCUUGCCCUCGGUGAAACAGCAGCAUCCCAGCUCCCAUCCCGCGGCAAUCAAGCCAGAACUGCUAUACAGAACUAUAGCCAGGGCCGGACAAUCCAGGAGCACCCUCCUCCUCCUCCUCUUCCUCCUGCUGCUGCUGCUCAGCCUCUGCCGCGGGAGUCCUUCUUGCCCAGCCAUGGCAGCGCCUUCCACUUGCCGGACUCCUCCGCCGCCGCCGCCGCCCCCUCCUGCUCCUCCUCGGCUCAGCAGCAGCCCCACUCCUCGCCGGCCCUCUACUACUCCAGCUCCACGCUGCCGGCGCAGAGGGUGAGCUCGCCGCUCUCCAUGCAGCACCAGCCCCUGGGCUCCCCGACCAAGCUCCAGCGAGCCGGAUCGGCCUCCGAGGGCGGCGGCGGCGGCAUCUACAGCACCACGCAGCGGGUCUCCUGCUCCUCGUCCUCCUCCUCGCCCAAGGCCUCCCCCAGCCGCCUGGCCAAGUCCUACAGCACCAGCUCGCCCAUCAACAUCGUGGUCUCCUCCACGGCGGGGCUGGCGCCCUCCCCGGCCAGGCUCACCUCGCCGCCGGCCUCGGGCUGCUGCUCCUCCUCCUCGCCCUCGCCCCUCCACCAGCUCAGCUCCACCCUCGGCGCCUACGCUACCCUCUCGCCCACCAAGAGGCUGGCACACCCGCCCGGCCCCGAGCAGUACUCCGGCGGCAGCAAGCACGGCGCCCCCACCGAGCUCUACGCCACCGCCAGCCUCCAGAGGCCCGGCAGCCUCGCCGCUGGAUCCCGGGCUUCUUACACCAGCCAACAUAGCCACUUGGGCUCUGAUUUAAGGGCGUUGCAGUCUCCAGAGCACCACAUAGAUCCUAUUUACGAAGACAGAGUAUAUCAGAAACCCCCUAUGAGGAGUCUCAGCCAGAGUCAGGGGGACCCUCUUCAACCAGCACAUACAGGCACAUAUCGCACUAGCACAGCCCCAUCUUCCCCUGGUGUCGACUCCGUACCCUUACAGCGCACAGGCAGUCAACACGGCACACAGAAUGCAACAGCGACCUUCCAGAGGGCCAGCUAUGCAGCAGGCCCAGCCUCCAAUUACGCAGACCCCUACCGACAGCUGCAGUAUUGUCCUUCUGUUGAAUCACCAUACAGCAAAUCUGGACCAGCCAUCCCACCUGAGGGAACCUUGGCUAGGUCACCUUCAAUUGAUAGCAUUCAAAAAGAUCCCAGAGAGUUUGGAUGGAGAGAUCCAGAACUUCCAGAAGUUAUCCAGAUGUUACAGCAUCAGUUUCCCUCAGUACAAUCCAAUGCCGCUGCCUAUUUACAGCAUCUCUGCUUUGGAGACAAUAAAAUAAAAGCCGAGAUAAGGAGACAAGGGGGAAUACAAUUGCUGGUGGACCUAUUGGACCAUCGGAUGACAGAAGUCCACCGUAGUGCCUGUGGAGCUCUGAGGAACUUGGUGUAUGGGAAGGCCAAUGACGACAACAAAAUUGCUUUGAAAAACUGUGGGGGUAUUCCAGCAUUAGUACGAUUACUCCGCAAGACCACAGAUUUGGAAAUCAGAGAACUUGUCACAGGAGUUCUCUGGAAUCUAUCUUCUUGUGAUGCACUAAAAAUGCCAAUUAUCCAGGAUGCUCUUGCAGUUUUGACCAAUGCAGUGAUCAUCCCUCAUUCGGGAUGGGAAAACUCCCCACUCCAGGAUGACCACAAAAUACAACUUCAUUCAUCACAGGUGCUGCGCAAUGCCACUGGGUGCCUAAGGAAUGUCAGCUCUGCUGGAGAAGAAGCCCGCAGAAGAAUGCGAGAGUGUGAUGGACUUACUGAUGCAUUGCUGUAUGUGAUUCAGUCUGCUUUAGGAAGCAGUGAAAUUGAUAGCAAGACCGUUGAAAACUGUGUGUGCAUUUUAAGGAACCUCUCAUACAGACUCGCUGCAGAAACAUCUCAGGGACAGCAAAUGGGUACCGAUGAACUUGAUGGUUUACUUUGUGGUGAUGCCAAUGGAAAAGAUGCGGAAAGUUCAGGAUGCUGGGGCAAAAAGAAGAAGAAAAAGAAAUCUCAAGACCAGUGGGAUGGAGUCGGUCCUCUUCCUGACUGUGCAGAACCACCAAAAGGAAUCCAGAUGCUGUGGCAUCCAUCCAUAGUCAAACCCUACCUCACACUUCUCUCUGAGUGCUCAAAUCCAGAUACUUUGGAAGGGGCAGCAGGUGCACUACAGAAUCUGGCUGCAGGUAGCUGGAAGUGGUCAGUAUAUAUCCGUGCUGCAGUACGGAAGGAAAAAGGUCUGCCAAUCCUGGUAGAGCUCCUUCGAAUAGACAAUGACCGAGUAGUAUGUGCGGUUGCAACAGCUUUACGGAAUAUGGCCUUAGAUGUCCGAAAUAAGGAGCUAAUAGGCAAGUAUGCCAUGCGGGACCUGGUUCAUCGGCUUCCAGGAGGUAACAACAGUAACAGUUCAGCAAGCAAGGCCAUGUCUGAUGAUACCGUUACUGCCAUUUGUUGCACUUUGCAUGAGGUCAUCACAAAGAACAUGGAGAAUGCCAAGGCCUUACGGGAUGCAGGAGGAAUUGAAAAGCUUGUUGGCAUUUCCAAGAGUAAAGGAGACAAGCACUCACCAAAAGUAGUGAAGGCAGCAUCUCAGGUCUUAAAUAGCAUGUGGCAGUACAGAGACCUGAGAAGUCUCUACAAGAAGCGGGUGGCCCCAGACUUCAGAGUGGCUGAGGACAGAGGAUUUUCACCUACCCAUCAUUCUGAGUCAUGGCACGCUCAGCAUACCCUCUCCCAGAACCAAGAAACCAGAAUCUAUUCCCAAACCCAGGAUGGAUGGUCACAGUAUCACUUUGUAGCUUCAUCGUCAACAAUAGAGAGGGACCGGCAAAGGCCGUACUCUUCAUCACGCACCCCUUCCAUCUCUCCAGUGCGCAUGUCUCCCAACAAUCGUUCAGCAAGUGCCCCAGCCUCGCCUCGAGAAAUGAUCAGUUUAAAGGAAAGAAAAACAGACUACGAGUCCACUGGAACAAAUGCUACUUACCAUGGAAGUAAAGGAGAACACACAUCUAGGAAAGACACAAUGACAGCUCAGAACACUGGAAUCUCUACUUUGUACAGAAAUUCUUACGGUGCACCUGCUGAAGAUAUUAAACACAACCAGGUCUCAACACAGCCAGUUCCACAGGAGCCCACCAGAAAAGAUUAUGAACCAUAUCAGCCAUUUCAGAAUGCAACAAGAAACUAUGAUGAGUCCUUCUUUGAGGAUCAAGUGCAUCACCGCCCACCUGCAAGCGAGUAUAAUAUGCAUCUGGGACUCAAGUCUACUGGCAACUACGUCGACUUCUAUUCAGCCGCCCGGCCCUACAGUGAACUCAAUUAUGAAACAAGCCACUAUCCAGCAUCUCCAGAUUCCUGGGUUUGAGAUUUGGGCAAGAGGGGGAGGGAAGCUCCAGGAACUGUGCAUGUGCAUGCAUACCACGAGACAUUCUUUUCCUGCAAAUUUAGUUUGUUAAAGCCUGUUCCAUAGGAAGGCCCUGAUAAUCAGUGUGGAAAAAACAUUAAGAUACCUUUUAGAUGGCUAAAAGAAUUGGAAGUUAAGCACGGGAGUGUCAUUAGGAAGGAGGCAAUGUAUAUCUAUUUCUGUAUCUAUAUAAUCCUGUCUCUCUAUAUAUAGAUAUAGAAAUAUAUUGUGUAGGGAGGCAACUUUGCAGUUGACCUUGUAUGUAGAGUUUAAAACAAAUAGUGCUGUACAUUGAAUGUGGCUGAAGGGAAUAGGGGAAAGUACAACAGCUGAAGUGGGUCCAGAGUUAAGCACAAGAAAAUGAACAGUUUACAAACCUUAGGGGGAACAGCUUCUCACACUUUGUUUCCUCUCCUCAUCCAUUGUGAAUCUAGGCUUCAAGUUGCAUUUGGGGUUUCCUCUGUACAGCAAGAUGUUUCUUGCCUUUUGUUAAUGCAUUGUUGUAAAGUAUUUGAUGUACAUUACAGAUUUAAAAGAGAGAGAGAGAGAGAGAAGUGCAUUGUGUAUAUUACACCAAUGCCACAGUGUUUCUUCAUCUAUGGUUCUAAAUAUUGCUUCAAUUUCAAAACUUUGAAAUAUGUAUGAAUUUCCAGGGGUGGGGGAGGGGAUGUUUCUCUUUUCUUUUUCUUUUCUGUUCUUUUCCCCAGUGCGUUUUAACAAAAGAAAACAAAAAACAGAAUAUUUAGCAGUAUUGUUCGUUCUGAUAUGUGAAUUUGUUUGUGGCAACUAAAAAAAAGGCAUUCAGCAGUUUCUGACAAUUAACAUUCAUCAUUCCACACUCCUUGUCAACAAAGUGCUUUUUCACUGCCUAAAAUUUUAGAUGUAGAUAUUUGAAAUAGAUUUUUUCAUUUAUACCAGUUUUCUUUAUGAUGAUACAGUGUUAAAAGAAAAUAAAUUACAAUUGAUCUGUCAUCCAUAUUUGCUAAGAAUGUCUAUU